Messenger RNA from Chara braunii, 7791 nucleotides. Lineage: Eukaryota; Viridiplantae; Streptophyta; Charophyceae; Charales; Characeae. The record is from the annotation of a GenBank genome assembly.
GCUAUCGCUGUAUGUGGACUGAAUGUUGCACCAAUACAGCUAUAAUGACCGGGCGUUGUAUUAGAGCGAAGAUGGUAGCUAUCUUUCGUGUUCGGUACACAGUCGAGUCAGAGAAGUUUCAAGAGUCGGCUGGAUCGUUAGCGGACGAGACUAAAACAAAAGCAGCACCGUCGUCGGACGCACAAGUGCUGGUGGCUGCAGACAGUAAACUACUAUCGGACGGGCAGGCUACACCAUUGUCCGUGGGAACAGAUCCAUAUGUUCAAGACCUCCAUGCUGCAGGGCUUAAUGCGGUGGAGUCUGAAGCAUUGCAAGUGCAAGGUAUUGCGGUACGUCAGGAGGUUGACAGGCAUGGCAGUGCAGUCUCAUCAACGAGUGGGGAGGUGGAUGUGGCGGAGCCUGAGCUGGAUUUAGAGCAGGAGAACAAUGAGCUCCAGAAGGCAGCAGAUGUGGAGGAAGUUGUUGACUACGAAGAGAUUAUCAAUGAGGAAGAGGCCAGAGUGGAAGAACCGCAAACUGCAGAUCUUGAGGAGCAAGUGGAUGUGGGAGGGGCAGAUGACCUGGAGAUCGCUUCAGCUGCCAGCUGCAGUGAAGACACAAGAUAUUUUGAAGCUUCAGAGGGAAGUGUUUCCUCUGUUGUGCAUGUGCAGGGAAGUGUUGUGACGACGUCAGCAGAGCCUGGGAGAGCUGGAGAAGUGGGCGUAUUGGCUGAAACAUGUGCCACGGAGGAGGGAGAGGGAGAACAGCACAGGUCCAAAGCUGCACUGGUUGCAGCUUCGAAAGCGAAGAAGGCUGCACGCUGGUCGAUCUUCAGAUCAGUCCUCCGUGGACUGAAGAGUCCAAAAGCAAUGCCGCCAACAAACCCUAGCAGCGAGCCAACAGAAGCAAGAGGUGGUGCAUCCUUGUUGGAGCAGGAGGAGGAAAAGAGAGUAAUACUCGAGCAGGACCAAAUUCUGCAGAGGGAGGAGGACGAACAUAGACAAAGCAGGGAGGAAGAUGGCGCUGCCGUCCCAGACGAAUCUAAUCCGGAGCGGCAGGAAGGUGUCAAUGUAGAGCGCGUCAUCGAGUCCUGUCCGGAGGAGGAGCCUUCAAGCGGGCAGGGGGAGGACGAGAUUGAAGAGGAGGAUGAGCAUGCAGUUAAUCCCCCUUUGACAGAGGGCUUGCAGGUUUCCGAAGAUUUCCUUGAUCCUGUUGUUGCAGUAAACUGGGGUGUUCCAUCGAGAGUCCGAAAAUGCAUCUUAGAAGACGUGGAGGAGAUGGAGCGGAGGCACAUGACAGCGGAACUGUUCUUUGAAGAUUGUGCGUGGAGCCAGUCAAGCCGUGUUGCUGCCUACUGUGAUGAUGUGGAUUAUCAGCUCACUGAGGAUGACGACAGCGAUACUGAACUGCUGUUUCUGGAUCCUGCAAUUGGUGUGGACUGGAGCUUGCCAGCUUUGCUGAGGGAAGAGAUUCUUGAGAAUGCCGAUCCGUUGCAGUUUGAGAGAAAUGGGUAUUCUGAUCUGAUGACAUUGAUGGUGACCUGCUGCUCCGGACAAGAACAGAAAGGGUUCAUGGGUUCGCUUCUGCGGUCCGAUCUCCGCGGCUCUAAUCAAUGGCAUGAGGCUCAGCAGCAGCAACAGUGGUUGCUAAGCAGGGGCGUUCCUGUAUCGCUGAAGUACGAGAACGAGCCGGGAGGACCUGUCGACUUGGCUUCGCCUUCGGAAAGCCUUACUCGUAGUGAGGAGAAGCAAGUUAUCUUGCAUCAUCGUGGCGCAGGUUCAAUGGUUCUCCCUCUCGAUAUGCCAUUGCCUGAAAGACCCGAAGAUUCAAGUGAGAAUGAAGUGGAAAGCCCUCAGAGCCUUGUUCAGGUGCAAGCUAGUGAUGAUUCAGUGAAUGCUGGUGGCACAGUUGGUGACGAUCAUCCUACAGCCAACUGGGUAUCAGCUGAAAGCUCCCCAUUGUCGCACAGUGACAGUUUGGUUCACAGAACGGAACUGGGAGACACUCGAGCGGCAGAGGAGAGCAAGAGCCCUGAACCAGAAACGGCCUCUUCCGAACUGCCAAGCGUGAGUGGCGGUGACAAAGCCAGUGGCCUUGGAGCACAGGAGAUGGGCGGAAGUCUCCUGAAAGCCCCGAUGAGCCAGGAUGGUGCACUCUCGUGGAAAGAAAAGAAGAUAAUGGGAAUGAACCCCGACGAGGAUGAUAACCAUGACAACCAGCGCCAUCAUGACCGGCCGAUCCAGGUUUGCGAGGACUUGAAGGAGGACCUGGAGAGGGGCAAGGUAAACUCUGUGAAGUUGUUGCAUGAGAACAAGGAUGUCAGGAGUUUGCUGGAGGAGAGAGAACGAUCGCUGAGGCGGGAACUGGUGAAGGCUGCGAGAGAGAGGGAAGGGUUUGACAGCCAACUGAGGGGGAAAGAUGCAGAGCUGGUGAGGGUGAGGGAGCAAAUGGAAAGGAGGGAGAAGGAGGUGGAAGCAAUGGAGACAACAAAGAUAAGAGCACUUAUGAGGAGGCUGAAUCAGAUGGAGGCGCACCUUAAUGAGGAGGAGGAUAAGAGGCUGGAGGCUGAGAGGAGGGAGGCGGCGCUUGCACGAGAACUUGCAGAGCUUAAGGAUGUUGGGGAAAGAGAGAGUCAAGUUCUGGAGAAGCUCCGGGCUGCUGAGGGGCGAGUCAUUCAGUUGGAAGCGAUCGUGAAUGCCCGAGGGUCGACUUCAGGCGGGCGACGCGUUCGGACUGUGACAAGGAGGAGGAUCAUGCGCGGUGGCAAGUUGGUGAGGGAAGAGCUUAUCAGUGAGCCAGAAAGGGUUGUGCCACUGGAAGAAGGAAGUGGCGAUUCACUGGAGGAGAGCGUAGGAGAGUUGUCACCAAGCAAUACCCAAGAUUCAGAGGUAAAGCCACAGGAAGCUGAACUUGCGCUCAAGGCUUUGUCGCUGGCACUGGCCGAGGCAAAGAAAGAUUUGGAUGGUGCUGAACGAAGAGCAAAGACGGCUUCAAGAGCCGCUGCAGAUGCCGAAGCACGCGCAGAGGCUUUAGAAGGAACCCUUACCAAUGUUCAACGGAAGCUUAGAUCUUGGCACCGGAUUGAUCUUAUUGAUGACAGUGACCUCUUGCAUAAGCAGGAGUUCGGCGGCGAGGGGGAAGACGUGGAGGUUCCGGAAGGCGCAGAGACGCUUGAGGGAAAGCUGCAGCAAACGAGAAUGGAAGUGACAAAACUCCGCAAGGUAAAUGCAGAGGCGCAAUCCAUCGCGGAGAGCAGGGGGUUGGCUUUCUUUUGUCUUGAGCAGAAGGUUGAGGAAUCUAAUCAGCGUGUCGAGGAGCUUGAAGAAACAUUAAGAAGCUUGAAGCAGGAUCUCAAUGCGGUUGUGGAGGCGAAGCUUCGUGCUGAAGUCGAGGCAGAUCAGCGUCGGGAGGAGUGGGAGGCUGCGGUCAGAGAUGUGGAAGCCCAAGCACUUGCUUUGCGGGAAAUGCAGGAGCAAAUGAGAGAGGGGGAGGGUAGAGUGAAGGAUCUCGAGAGGAUCCUCGAGGAGAGGGCACCUCCUGGUAGUAGGGACGAGAUGCUAGUGGACCUGAAGCGCAGACUUAUGGAGACAGAGAGAAGGGCUGAAACCCUCUUUGUGCAGCUGCAGGACAGUGGCAAUGCACUGGCAAAAGCUGAGAGGUCAGCCGAUGCGGCAAACAAGGAAGCCGAACGGUCGAGGGAAGAGCUAAAAUUGGUGGAGGAGAAGGCAAAUGCCCUUGUGCUUGGGGCGGAGAGACAAGCCGAACAGGCAAGAAAGAGGAUGGCGGAUGCCUUCGACCUCAUGAUGGUGGAGCAGCAGAAGAGAACACAGGUUCAGGAAGAGGAGCUUGCUGUUAUGCGUGAGGAGCUGAAUCAAAAAAGACUGAGGGUGGAAGAGCUAGAAGAAGAGAAGCAGCAACUUAAAAACAGGAUAGAAGAGCUGGCAGAGGCAUUGGAAGAGGCAAAGGUACAGAGUGGAGUCAUGGAGGAGAUGGAAGCGCGGAUAGGGGAGGCAGAAAAAAGAGCCAAGGAUGCCGAGCUCCGUUUCAAAGCCUUGCAGGCGACAGUCAGGGUCGCAGAGGCAGAAGGCGCAGUGGUCCGGGAGGCCUUGGAGCGAGCUGAGCAGGAGGCGGAAAUGCGGCGGCAGGAUCUUGAGAUGGCAAUGAAGGAGGUUCAAGCGGCAGAAGAAAGAAUACGGGAAGUGGAAGAGGUGAGAGAGGAGGCGGAACGGUGUGCAGAGGAGCUGGUGGAAGAUGUCGAAGCCAGAGCCCAGGCACUUCAGACCAUGGAAGAGAGAGCAGAGAGGGCCGAACGGAAAGGGGUCAUUCUUGCAAUGGCUCUGAGCGCCGUGGAGUGGAAGGUUCAAGAAGUGGAGAAGAAGGCAUCCGCAGACGUGGCAUCGCUAAGGGAGCUCCGAGCGGGGCUUGAGAUCAAGGUGGUCGCUCUCGAAGGGGCCUUGCGAGAGGUCGAGGAUGCACUCCGAGCGUCCUUGGAAGAGUCUGCGGAAGUGAAAAACCAUGCCGCAUUAUUGGGAAUGGCUCUGAUGGAGGCUGAUGAGCAAGCGCAGGAAGCGAAGGAGCGGUCGCUUCUCAUUCAGAAGGCUCUGGAUACGGCGUGUGCGAAAUUGGUGGAAGCAAACAAGAAGAGCGAGGCUAUUGUCGACCAGCUCGAGAAGGUUCAGAAGAGCGCAAUUGCAGUUGGCGAUGCUACUUCUGUGGAAGGAGUUGAGGAGCACAGGCAGGAGGAGAUUCUGCAUGAGAAAGUGGACGCACUGCAGAGAACACUCCGGGACACGGAGAUUCUUGCCACCGAGCUGUGGCGGACCUGCAAAGUCGCAGAGGAUGACUUGGAGCAGUGGAUGAUUAUGCUGGAGGACGUCGUUCGUGCAUCCGAAGCCCGAGCCGAGGAAAGGGAAGGGAGGGCUCAAAGCGAUCUUGCGGCCAUGGCUGAGCGUAAGGCUGGGUUCGAGAAGAGGGCUGAGGUUCUGGAGGCAGCUCUCGUUGAGGUGGAGAGUGCGCUGAAGGACUCCAAGGCUAAAGCGAACGAGGCAAUGGGGAAGGUGGAGUCUCUGGAGCAUGCAUUGGCAGCCGCUGACGAGAGGGCCCGAGCAGCAGAGAGGAGGGCAGAGGAUGCAAACCAGCGUGCAGAUGAAAAGGCGGAGAUUGCACGAAGGAUCGCGGAGAUGGGAAGCGCAGCUGAUGCUGCUAAUAUCGCAGCUGCAGCAGGUGGUAAGAAGUCAGUUAUGGAUGAAAGAAUACGGAACGCUCUGACAGAAGCAACAAUGGCCAAGGCAGAGUCUGACGAGUGUAGGCGAAAGCUCCACGAGAUCGAACAGCUGAUGAGAGAAACAGAGGAGAGGGUGAAAGAGGGAGAAUCGCCUGCGCUCCGCGCGGCACGGCAGGAGGCAGAUUCCUUGAGAGCAAGAGUCCAAGAGCUGGAGGGCACAGUUGAAUGGGUUGAGCAGGCACGGGCAGCCGCGGCCGUGGAAAUGCUGGCUGCUGAGUCUAUCCGCUUACCUCAUCCUGAUGGCGAAGAUGACAGCGGGAAGCGAAUGGAGGCAUUGAGCCGUCAACAGUCUGAGAUGAAAGGGAAGUCGUUCCCAUUUGACGAGGGUGAAGUGCUGAACAGCUUGCCUGCUGGAUGGUGUGAGGAUGACCAUGGGGAUGGGAACAGGAACAAGGCCGACGAUGGUAAGGUGAACGGAGUGCAGACUCGUAUCACAUCAUCUCCUAAGACGCCCCACAAGUGGCAGACGAAUUGGCCGGGGUUGAUUGAGAGGUCACCGCUGUCGUCAUCGUCUUCGAAGUCAGUGAACUCCCCGGCAUCUCCUCCUGGUGGAGCCUUUUCCCCCUUGAGACGGCGGGCGCUGUUUCUCGGCAGCUUGGGACCAGAGGGCAACGCCAACUCCCCUGGCCAAGACGGCAGUCCAGAUCCAUCAGGCAAAGCUGGUAAAUUUCCCACAUCAGUGCAAGGAAGUCCGGGCGCCGGCAAGGGCGAGGCCGGCCAUAAGGCGUGGAUCGAGUAUCUUUUGGAAGGACAACAAGGGAGAGAGGACCAGAUGAACGCAAACCCUUCCCCGUCGUCCAGGGUCAAGACGAAAGUCAGCGCUCCAGAUCAGACUGAGCAUCUACAGCAGGCUGUGGUCGCUUCGUCACGGUGAUUUGGUCGGCCGCGUGAAUGUUCAGAGAGUUAUCCUUGAAACUGCAGGUGACAAUCUGCAGAAAGUUUUGGCGGGAGCAUGUGGAAGAGUGCGCACUCGUAGGCUGUUGGGACUUGUUUGGGACUGGGCAGUUUUCCCAUGGCCAGCAUGUUAUCUCUAAUCCCACACUCGCAUUUCUUCAUCGCCGACGCGGAUGCAACCAGGGCCAGUGUGUGUGUUUCGAACCUCGACACCACCAGAACAGGCACUGGUCUCGUUUGGCUGGCCAAAAUGUGGACUUAGUCUCCAAACUGGCGCACAGAUGUCUCCUCUCGCUUUACUUAUGCUCUGCUAUGCAAUGUUGCAUGAAACACAUUCUCUCACGACUACUUUUGCAGCUGGACUUGGUUCGCAUCAUCGUCUCCGUUGGCAAGUGUCAUCGUCACCAAGUGCUCAUCAUGACUUGGUUCUGGGUGUACGUGAAUCGGCCGACGGGAAGGAGCCUGAAUCGACGGACUAUCGUUAGUGAGCUGCACACUCAAUCCCGACCAGGACACGAAGUGGACAGUCAAACUCGCGAACCAGCAGAGUUCGAACUCAAGUCUGGCGGCACAGUCGCGGCAGUGCCCAGACUUAUUCGGUAGAAGGCACGCACAUAAAAGCAGUCUUUACUGCGGCGUCGCAACGUUCCUUGCGCCCGUGGACGGCUGCGGGGCUUCUCUAAGGCUGCACCGGGAUCUGUGUGGACCAGGCAGUCGCUGCUCAAUACGUAAUCGAACGAUUUUAUCCGAGGCGGAAGUGUCCGUCACCGAGCGUGAUCAUUUGUCUGCAUCUGAAAUAGUCGGUGCUUGGCGUAACGGUGGGGGGCUAUGUGAAGGCAGCAAGGUCCAUCAGCGUCCAGAGUGUCGUCAGCGUUGGCCGGGCUGAAGUUCUGCUCACAUACUGUGCUCUUCACGUGGAUCCUCAUCGACUUCGGCAUGCUGGAGUCUCAGACCGCACGACAUGGUCUUGGUUGGCAAUCAGCUGCCCUGUUGUUGUUGGUCGUGAGCGCAAUCUCUCUCCCUUCAUCCACGGGUGGAUUCAUGGGUCUGUGUGUCCAAGGAAGUCUCUCCUGUGGGUGGGUACAUGUUCAUUUUAUCCACGGCAGAAGCGCUUGUCAAUCGGACUCUAAACGGACGUCCAGACUCCCAGCUCGCUCUUUCGAGCGACAUUUCUUCGUACUAGAGGCUCGCUCGAGCAGAAAGGUCUGGCCGGAGUCGUUGGAGACACUCGAAGAGACUCGCCAGAGUCACGACUCCGUGAUAUCGGGCGACUUCCCAAUCAGAGUAAUCCAUCAUGAAGUUAUUCAUUACUAAAGUUGGAAAGCCAUGUGAUGUACGGCAUCUUGGGCAUUUGUGAAGGCCACUGGAUGACAUCCAGAGUCCCCUCAGCGAUACCCAGGCUCAGCUUUUCGUCACCCAAGUGCGCACAUGACUGCCACUGUGUUCUUCGCUUGGGUAUUCGUCGAAAUUUGCACACUGGAGUCUGCGACGGCACGACAUUGUCUUGCUUGCCCAUCGGCUGCCCUGCUGUUGUUGGUGUGCGACUUCGCAGGUACCGGCCUGAAUAUGUAUAGUCAUCGCUGCGAUGUGCGAUCAGCUUUCGAAAAAAGAUAUGUCUCUUAUCAGCUUUCGAA